Molecule: messenger RNA, 1377 nt
Organism: Zygosaccharomyces rouxii
Lineage: Eukaryota; Fungi; Ascomycota; Saccharomycetes; Saccharomycetales; Saccharomycetaceae
Exons: 1
Coding region: 1-1377 (458 amino acids)
Source: RefSeq, a predicted model, not a curated record
AUGAUUUUGAAAAUAUUCUGGUAUUUUUUCACUUGGUUAUCCUUUUAUCAGAUAUCCAAUGCUGCCCCUGUGGAAAAUAAGAUUUGGAAAGCAUUGGAGACUCAAGAUAAAAUAUGUUCCAUGAAGUAUGCACACCAUGAAGGUAGUUAUAAGAAAAUGUUCGAAACUCUUAGUGGUCUUAGUAUACCUGCCCCACUGAGAGAACACGAUAAAAAACCGUAUACUGGGUUUAAACUACUAAGAUCCUAUAAUAUACAAUUAUUAAAUUUAGGACUAUCAAGUGCAAUUCAUGUUGUUUUUUGUCGCGAGGGUAAAAUUCAAUGGAACAUAAAGCAACCACUGGAAGAUGAUAUUGACUGGACUACACCUCUAUGUGUCUAUACGCCAGAUGCUUCUGUUGACUCCACUAUAACAAGUAACAAAAAUAACAAAAAUAAUAAAAAUAAUAAAAAUAAUAAAAAUAAUAAAAAUAAUAAAAAUAAUAAAAAUAACAAUAAAAGGACUUCAAAAGAAAAAGCACUGGAAGAUUUAAACAAUUUACAUUGUUUUAAAUUGGCUAGAAGAAAAAAGUAUACUAACCGUAAAGCAUCACUUUUCUUCCCCAAAAGUUGGGUUGGCGGUAUGUUUUACUGUGAUCUUGAUGAUGACAUGAAGAGAAGAGCCUUGGAUAAUAUGGAAGGGAAUUUAAAAUUCAAAAGGAAUAAAGGACAGGAUUUAUGUAACAGACAAAAUUCCAUGCCAUUGGUGCCCAUGCAAUCCGAUGACUACAGUAAAUAUUGGGUAGAAUUCUCUAGUUUAGGCGCUAGUAAAUUUUCAACAAAAGUUUUCAAACCGCAGAUAACCAAAUAUGUUCCCUAUAUCAACACACCAAACGAUGCAUUCUCAGUACUAAAUUUUGAACAUAAUGGUAAUGUAUCAGUAGCAUCUACAGCUGCUUUAAAUUGGGGUAAACCAUUUAGAGAGCAAGCCUUAGCAGUUUUCCAGAAGAACAAGAUGUACACCAGCGGUAAAGAUCCUUGGUUUAGUGAAAUUGAAGUUGAUGAAAAAUAUCAACUUAGUUCUGAGGAUCUUUCUCUUUGGCAGACAUGGACAGACCAUGCGGCAACUAAACUUAGUAGUGUGACCAACAAACCCAGUAAAUCUUUUGUUUCAUUGACUUCGAUUGAUACAAAAAAUAAUGCCACCAGUACUAGCCAUUUAAAGGGAUUUCUAAGCAGAAUUUUGAAAAAAGUUGAAUCUAAAAUUUGGAAUCGAUUACAAUUACGUGAUAAAAUUAUAUCAGUUUUGGGUGAUGACCCUGAAAGUCUACAAUACCUACAAACGGAAUGGAAGAACUUGCAAAUGAACCGUGAAAUGUUCGACUAUUCGUACCAAUAA